Molecule: messenger RNA, 1470 nt
Organism: Salvia miltiorrhiza (redroot sage)
Lineage: Eukaryota; Viridiplantae; Streptophyta; Magnoliopsida; Lamiales; Lamiaceae
Product: protein PHYTOCHROME KINASE SUBSTRATE 3-like
Exons: 1
Coding region: 22-1320 (432 amino acids)
Biological process (GO): phototropism
Source: RefSeq, a predicted model, not a curated record
UUGCUGUUAUCUGCCCAUCCCAUGCUACUUAAUCCCCACCUCUUCUCUUCUAAACUUCAAACCAAACUUCCCACAAUUUUGCCUUCACUUCCUCCAUCGCCCAUGGACGCCCAAGACGGCAGCAGCCUCCGCGUCGCCUCCUUCUCGUGUUACCUGGACACAGCCAAGGAGAGCUUGGUCCAUCGAGUCUCCGCUCAAGACAACAACAUCAGCAUCAAAUUCUCUAAGAAUAAGGAUCCUACUCACCUCAGCGCCGCCGCCGCCGCCACCACCGGCAGCCUCCGUGUGGACUCGUUUUCCCGCUCUUCCGACCACAACCUCCUCUUCCAAGUCCCCGCCCCCAUCCAAGACCCCACCGCCGCCUUCACCUUCUCCCACCACCACACCCCCAAACACCCCCCCGAGAUCGGCGUCUUCGGCGCCGACCGCUACUUCAACAUGAAGCUCGACUACCAAACCGCCAACAACCAGCCCCAGCCCCCGCCCCCGCCCCCCCUCCGCCCCCGCCCCCGCCCCCCUACUCCCACUACUCCGAGCCUCUGCUCCGAGGUAACCAGCACGACGUGGAACAGCCAGACAGUGCUGCUUCCGAACGAGACGAAGUCGAAGAAGGGCGGCGCGAGCCUCUUCAUGGGGCUCGGCUGCAGAUCCGCCCCUUGCUUCGACAAGAAAUCCGUCCGCGUCGACGAGAUCGCGGCCGCCCCCGCCCCCGCGAAGAAUCAUGAUCUGAUCAAGAAGAUCCAAGACCUGGAGGAGUCGCGGCGCUCCAUCGAGGUGUUCGGGUCGCGGCGGCAGAGGCCGUCGAAGGGGAGCGACGUGGCGACGAACAUGGAGCGGAAGCUGUCGAUGCUGACGUGGGACGCCAUCCCGACGGGGAGGAACAAUCUCCCGACGUCGACGGUGGGGAGCUGUGACGUGGCCAGCGACGCCAGCUCGGAUUUGUUCGAGAUCGAGGAUGUUUCCGGAACCAUCUUCCCGCUUCUAGAAGCAUCGGCGGCGGGGGAUGUCGACGACGCCGCGUCCGCGUCCGGAUGCAUGAGCCCGGCCACGUCGCUCUAUGCGCCGAGCGAGGCCAGCAUCCAGUGGAGCGUGGUGACCGCCAGCGCCGCGGACUACUCCGCCCCGUCGGAGUUCAACGACGACAGCGUCAGCGCCGCCGGCAAGUCUGUGAAGAUGAUCACGAGGAAUCAUCCGGUGCAAGUGGUGCAGAAAGCUAGUAGGCCUUCUGGGCUGCUGGGCUGCAAGAGCGUUAAAUCUGUAGAUGUUGCUCAUCAGAAUGUGUGUGUUAAGAUUAGUAAAGAUCAAAAAAAUCCUAAUUAAAUAAUCCUCAAUGUGUCUGCGUGAUUGCCACUGCUGGAGAGUUUUAUUUGUUGGUGUAGUUGAAUAAAGUCGAAUAUCAUGAUUUUGUAUUUGUAUAUUAUGUGGAUAUUUUUUGAAUCAAAUAUUUGUAUUUAAAUUUGAAUAAUAAAA